Molecule: messenger RNA, 1376 nt
Organism: Diabrotica balteata
Lineage: Eukaryota; Metazoa; Arthropoda; Insecta; Coleoptera; Chrysomelidae
Source: the annotation of a GenBank genome assembly
ACACUUUCGUCGUGCCAAUCCUUCCUCGCAUUUGUAACCUGUGUGUUAUUUGACCGUGAAGCAAGCAGUUCGGUUUAGCGAUAUCGUAAUCCGUUACUCUCUUUGUUUUAACGUCAUAUUAGCUCAAUAUCGUAGACCAAUGAAACAGUCAAUAAUUGCAUAUUUAACAGUUUUAUUAAUUACUGGUUCAUCUGGUCUACAAUUACUAAAAGAAUGGAACUUUCUGACGUUUGAUUUUCCGCAACAAUUAACCGCUCACAAUUUUAAACCAGAAAAUACAGUGCCGACUGGUAUUGAGAUAACGAACGACAGAAUAUUUAUCUCCAUUCCGAGGUUAAGAUCUGGAGUUCCUGCUACAGUAACUUCCAUUCCCAUCAAUAAUCCAAAAGACAUAAGUCCUAUUCUUCAAGCCUACCCUGAUUGGUCUCUACAUGGUGCUGGAAGUGGAAACUAUAACUGUUCUGGGCUUAUAUCUGUCUACAGGACUAGAACAGAUUCCUGUAAUAGACUCUGGGUACUCGACGCUGGAACAUUGGACACCAUUGAAAACUUCAGAAGAGUUUGUCCUCCUAAAAUAUUAAUAUUUGAUUUAAAGACUGAUCAAGUUGUAAGAACUAUUGUUUUUCCUAAAGAAGUUUUGCAAGCAGCCUCUAUAUUUACCAACCUCAUUAUAGAUGAAAGUAUUCAAGGAAAAUGUGACUCUGCCUUUGUAUAUAUUAGCGACACUAUAGCACCAGGAAUCGUAGUUUACGAUGGUUCUAGCGACAAAACAUGGAGAGUUUCAGACCCGUCAAUGUAUCCUAAUCCAGAUUAUGCGAAUAUAAACAUAGAGGGAGAACAAUUUUCUCUGAUGGAUGGAAUAAUAGGAUUAGCACAUUCACCUCAAGUUGCUACGGUAUUUUACCAAGCAGUUGCAACUGAUAGAAUAUUUAGUAUUCCAACCGCCACAUUAACUAAAGGACCUCCAGCUGAAUUUGAAGCAAUUCCUAUAAUGGUAGCAGGAAAGAAAUCUUCUCAAGGACUUCCCUUGGCGAUUAAUGAAGAUGAUAAUACUUUGUUCUUUAGUCCAAUGACAGAAACGUCUAUCGCCGCUUGGAAUGUUGUCAAUAAUAAUCAGCAGGUGCUAGUAGCAGAUCCUGUGAAUCUUCAGUUUGUUUCAGAACUUCGCUGGAAGAAUAAUGGAUAUCUUUAUGUACUAAGUUCACGUUUCCAUAAGUUCUUUAAAAGGACCGUUACUCCAAACGAAACUAAUAUAAGAAUUUUAAGAAUACCUUUGAAGCAAACAGUUACCCGUUUUCCAGGAUUUAGUCCCAGCUUUUAUUUUAAGUGACCAAAAUAAUAUUGUUACGUUAAUUUCAAUAAAGGACUAAGUUAUC